Ipomoea nil (Japanese morning glory) is the source of this 3319-nucleotide messenger RNA. RefSeq names its product probable LRR receptor-like serine/threonine-protein kinase At3g47570. Gene Ontology annotation, molecular function: protein binding; protein kinase activity; ATP binding. Gene Ontology annotation, cellular component: plasma membrane. The record is from RefSeq and is a predicted model, not a curated record. Bases 342 to 3200 code for a protein of 952 amino acids. Gene Ontology annotation, biological process: protein phosphorylation; hormone-mediated signaling pathway. NCBI's taxonomy places the organism in Eukaryota, Viridiplantae, Streptophyta, Magnoliopsida, Solanales, Convolvulaceae. The transcript has 2 exons.
CAUCACUCUCUUCUUUCUCUAACUAAAUAAUCCAUCUUUUUGAACUAUGGAGGUGAUGAUGAAGAAGAUGAGGCAUGAGAAAACCCUCUCAUUCUUUUAUUUCUCAUCAGCUGCUCUUUGUACUCUCCAUCUUCUUCUCUUUUCCUUAAUAUGUAGUGUUACCCUUAUUCCUACUUCCUCAUCAUCAUCAUCAGCUGCUUUCUACUCAUCAAAUGAAACCGAUAGACUUGCUCUUUUAGAGUUUAAACGCCGGAUUUCUGAUGAUCCGCAUGGAGUAGUUCUUAACUCCUGGAAUGACUCUGUGCACCAUUGUGGUUGGCAAGGAGUGAGUUGUGGCGUUGAUGCUUCCUAAGAAGGGGUUGGUGGGAACCAUAUCACCUCAUAUUGGGAAUCUCACUUUCCUCAAGGUUCUUUAUCUCAAUGGCAAUAAUUUGUACGGUGAAAUUCCAGGAGAGAUUGGUGGUUUGUUUCGACUAAGAUCUCUCUACUUGUCUACGAAUGCACUGACGGGAGAACUGACUAAGCUUAAUCUUAGCAGCUGCGUACACCUUGGGGAACUCUAUUUGGCUCAUAAUCACCUCCAGGGGAACCUCCCUACUGCAUUCCAAUUCCUACCUAAUUUGAAGAAGCUACAAAAACUAGCUCUGGGUAGUAACAGAUUGACAGGUGGAAUUCCUCCCACUUUUGGGAAUUUGUCAUCACUUCGAACGUUGGGCUUGGAGGUGAAUCAUUUGAAGGGACGUAUUCCGCAUGAGAUUACGCGGUGUUGGGAUUUAAAUAUCCUUUCACUUGGCGUCAACAAUUUGACUGGUACACUAUCUCCUUCUUUCUUCAAUAUGACUUCUAUACAAGUUUUUUCAGUAUCCCAAAACACACUGGAAGGGACCAUUCCAAGCUACAUAGGAGACACCAUGCCAAACUUGGAAAUAUUCGAAAUUGGUGGCAACAAAUUCCAUGGAACCAUCCCUAUUUCAUUUCCGAACGCCUCUAAGCUUCAAAUUUUUGAGGUAUCAGGAAACCAUCUUGUAGGUAAAGUUCCAAAUAAUAUUGGAAGGUUAAAAUAUCUUCAAGAUUUGCAACUUUGGCAAAAUCUUCUUGGUAGCAAUGAUCCCCUCAAUGACUUGGCUUUUAUAACAUCUUUGUCCAAUUGUAGUAAUUUAAAUAAGUUUUCCAUUCGUGAAAAUAGAUUUGAAGGUAAAUUUCCAAACACCAUAGCUAACCUCUCAUCCAAACUCCAUUACCUAUAUCUUGGAGGGAAUAAGAUAUUUGGUACAAUACCCGGAGCAAUAAAAAAUCUAGUUAGCUUGGUCGCUUUCGAUAUAGGAAGCAGUCUAUUAUCAGGUGUUAUUCCUAGUGAAAUAGGUGAAUUGCAUAAACUACAAGGUCUGAUUCUUGAAACAAACACAUUAUCUGGAAAAAUUCCACUCACUCUUUUUAACCUUACUUCUCUAGCUGCAAUUUAUUUGGAUAACAACAAUUUUGAUGGCAAUAUACCCUCAAAUGUGGAAAACUUGAGGAAUUUGAAUGAAUUGUACAUGUACAAUAACAAACUAGAUGGCACCAUUCCUCAACAAGUUUUUAAUUUGCCAUCUUUGUCUAAGUACCUUGACCUUUCCCGUAAUUCAUUCACUGGUCCGUUAUCUCAUGCCGUGGGUAAAUUGAAAACACUAAAUACCUUAAACAUCUCUGGAAACAAAUUGUCGGGCGAAAUUCCAUAUACAAAUGGAGAUUGUUUGAGCCUUGAAUAUCUUGAUAUGCAUGGUAAUCUCUUUGAAGGUAAAGUCCCACCUUCUUUGGUUUCCUUAAAAAGCAUUACAUAUUUGGAUAUCUCAAACAACAAGUUGACUAGAGAGAUACCAAGAGACCUCCAAAAGCUCCCUCUCUUGCAAUAUUUGAACCUUUCUUUCAAUGAUCUAGAGGGGGAAGUACCAAUAGUUGGAGUGUUUUCAGUGGCAACCAAUGUAUCAUUGCUUGGAAACAAAAAGCUAUGCGGUGGUAUACCUGAGCUAAGGCUGCCUCCAUGUCCUGUGAAGAAAACAAAACACAGAAAGCAUUUUAAGCAUAUGAUUGUUAUCUUCACAUGUAUCUGCUCGGCUCUGGUGUUUGCAUCAUUCAUUGCUUUUCUAACAUUGUGUUGGAGGAAAGGAAAAAGGAUGGAGUCAGCUAAGCCAUCCAAAGUUGAAAAGCUUUCCAAAAUCCCUUAUAGAGACCUACAUCAAGCUACUCAUGGUUUCUCUGACACAAAUUUGAUCGGUUCGGGAAGUUUUGGCUCUGUUUACAAAGGAAGAUUUGAGCAAGGUGGAGUAGAACAAACAAUUGCGGUGAAGGUACUUGCCCUUUUAAAAAAUGGAGCUUCAAAGAGCUUUCUUGUAGAAUGUAAAGUGUUGAGGAACAUACGCCACCGAAAUCUUGUUCCAAUUUUGACUUGCUGCUCGAGUUGUGAUUUUGCAGGUAAUGAAUUCAAAGCUUUGGUUUAUGAGUUCAUGGAAAAUGGGGAUUUGGAUAUGUGGUUGCAUACACAAUCAUCUAAUGCAAGGGCAAACCUUCUAAGUGUUCUUCAAAGGUUAAACAUUGUAAUUGAUGUAUCUUCUGCAUUGCAUUAUCUCCAUAAUGAUUGUGAUCCGGCUGUUAUUCAUUGUGAUCUAAAGCCAAGUAACAUUCUGCUUGACAAUGACUUAACUGCCCAUGUUGGAGACUUUGGUAUAUCAAGACUUUAUUCACGUACAAUUGGAGAUACAAUUGGUGAACAAAGUAGUACCAUUGGAUUAAAGGGGUCAAUUGGUUAUGUUCCACCAGAGUACGGGAUAGGAGCAAAGGCAUCAACUUUUGGAGAUAUGUAUAGCUUUGGAAUCCUUUUGCUGGAAAUGUUUACAGCUAAGAGACCCACGGAUGAUUUAUUCAAUGGUGAAUGUAGCAGUCUUUGUGAGUAUGUGGAAAUGGCGUUGCCAGAGCAAGUUAUGAAGAUUGUUGAUCCAUUGCUUCUAGCAUGCCUAGAAAGCAAUUGUGGAGAAAGAUCGCACAAUGAUGUGGAGAUUCAUGGCAAUAAAUUGGUGGAAAUUGAAGAGAGCAAAACCCACAACUUCUUCCUCUCCAUCUUCAAAAUUGGGCUCAAUUGUGCUUCAACAUCACCAAUAGAUCGCAUGCAUAUAAAUGAUGUAACCAAGGAAUUACACAAGAUUAAGAAGACCUUUUUUUCAUAAAAACAAGAGUAUACAUCUCUUGUGAUCUAACAAUGUUUCCACUGGUGAACUAGCAAUUAUGUUAAGUUUGUUAUUUAUUUGGACUAAUAAAUGUUGCUCUGUUUUUCUUUUGCUAUAAA